AUGCUGAAUCAAACCUCAGUCACUGCAUUUCUCCUCCUGGGAGUCACAGACAUCCAAGCACUGCAGCCUUAUCUCUUCGUGGUUUUCCUUGCAAUUUACGUGGUCAGUGUGGUUGGCAAUGGAGCAGUCCUCCUGGUUGUCGUCUCUGAUCCAAGACUCCAUUUACCCAUGUAUUUCUUCCUGGGAAAUCUGUCGUGUCUAGAUAUCUGCUACUCCACAGUGACACUGCCAAAGAUGCUGGAGAACUUCUUCUCUACACACAAGGCAAUUUCCUUCUUGGGAUGCAUAAGCCAGCUUCACUUCUUCCACUUCCUGGGCAGCACGGAGGCCAUGCUCUUGGCCGUGAUGGCCUUUGACCGCUUUGUGGCCAUCUGCAGGCCACUGCAUUACUCUGUCAUCAUGAAUUACCAGCUCUGUACCCGGAUGGCUGUCACAGUCUGGACCAUUGGUUUUUUCCAUGCCCUGUUGCACUCCAUGAUGACCUCUCGCUUGAACUUCUGUGGUUCUCAUCAGAUCCAUCACUUCUUCUGUGAUGUCAAGCCUUUGCUGGAGUUGGCCUGCGGGAACACGGAGCUCAACCAGUGGCUUCUCAACACGGUUACCGGGACCAUUGCCAUGGGCCCCUUCUUCCUAACACUUCUCUCCUACUUCUCCAUAAUCAUCUCUCUUUUCUCCAAGACCCACUCCUGUAGUGCGCUCCGCAAAGCACUGUCCACGUGUGCCUCUCACUUCAUGGUGGUCAUUCUUCUCUAUGUUCCUGUUAUCUUCACUUACAUAUCUCCUACCUCAGGCAGCUCCAUGGGCCAGGACCAGGUUGCUGCCAUCAUGUACACUGUGGUCACUCCUAUGCUGAACCCACUGAUCUAUACACUGAGGAACAAGGAUGUGAAGGCUGCCUUGAGUAGUGUCUUCACAAGGAGGGGUGACCUGAACAUAUCUAGAGCACACUUCUAAGACAGGAAGCAAUAGGCGAUGAAGUUGGUGUGUGAGGUUAGACUGCUUCUCAG
Messenger RNA from Prionailurus viverrinus (fishing cat), 1007 nucleotides. Its product is annotated as olfactory receptor 12D2-like. Gene Ontology annotation, cellular component: membrane. The record is from RefSeq and is a predicted model, not a curated record. Gene Ontology annotation, molecular function: olfactory receptor activity; G protein-coupled receptor activity. NCBI's taxonomy places the organism in Eukaryota, Metazoa, Chordata, Mammalia, Carnivora, Felidae. The transcript has a single exon. Bases 1 to 954 code for a protein of 317 amino acids. Gene Ontology annotation, biological process: G protein-coupled receptor signaling pathway.